AUGCCUCCAAAGAAGUUUAAAGAUUUAAACUCUUUCCUUGACGACCAACCAAAGGACCCAAAUCUGGUCGCUUCUCCCUUUGGUGGUUAUUUUAAAAAUCCUACUGCUGAUGCCGGUAAUAGCAACGCUUCCAACAAAAGUAGCUACCAACAACAGCGGAAUUGGAAACAAGGCGGCAACUACCAGAAUGCGUCUUAUCAACAAGGUGGUUACCAGUCGUAUAACAAUAACUACAACAACUAUAAUAACUAUAGUAAAUACAAUGGCCAAAGUUAUCAAAAAACUAAUUACAAACAAUCGGCUGUGACACCCAACCAAAGUGGGACUCCAACUCCAUCUGCUUCUACCACAUCUUUGACCUCUUUGAAUGAAAAACUGUCGAACUUAGAGUUAACACCCAUCUCUCAAUUCUUAUCGAAGAUACCUGAGUGCCAAAGCAUCACUGAUUGCAAAAAUCAAAUUAAACUAAUCAUUGAAGAAUUUGGCAAGGAAGGUAACAGUACAGGUGAAAAAAUUGAAGAGUGGAAAAUAGUCGAUGUUCUAUCCAAAUUCAUCAAACCUAAGAAUCCAUCAUUAGUCAGAGAAUCUGCCAUGCUAAUAAUUUCCAACAUUGCUCAAUUUUUUAACGGAAAACCUCCACAAGAAGCGUACUUGCUACCAUUAUUCAAUGUGGCCCUUGACUGUGUUUCUGAUAAAGAGAACACCGUCAAACGUGCCGCGCAACAUGCCAUUGAUUCUUUGUUGAAUUGCUUUCCAAUGGAGGCUUUAACCUGCAUUGUACUUCCCACAAUUCUAGAUUUCUUAUCAUCUGGUGCCAAAUGGCAAGCUAAGAUGGCUGCUUUGAGCGUCGUAGAUAGAAUAAGAGAAGAUUCGGCGAACGAUUUACUGGAACUAACUUUCAAAGAUGCCGUUCCAGUUUUGACCGAUGUAGCUACUGAUUUCAAACCAGAAUUGGCCAAACAAGGUUAUAAAACAUUAUUAGACUAUGUUUCUAUCUUAGAUAACUUAGAUUUGUCUCCCCGUUAUAAAUUGAUUGUGGACACUCUGCAAGAUCCAUCUAAGGUCCCUGAAUCUGUAAAGUCGUUAUCCAGUGUUACAUUUGUCGCUGAAGUUACCGAACCCUCUCUGUCUUUAUUAGUUCCUAUCCUAAACAGAUCUUUGAACCUAUCUUCUUCAUCCCAAGAGCAACUAAGACAGACCGUUAUUGUUGUGGAGAAUUUAACAAGGUUGGUGAAUAACCGUAAUGAAAUCGAAAGUUUCAUUCCUCUGCUUCUACCUGGUAUCCAAAAGGUUGUUGACACUGCCUCCUUACCAGAAGUGCGUGAAUUGGCUGAAAAGGCCCUUAACGUUUUAAGAGAAGAUGACGAAGCCGACAAGGAAAACAAGUUCUCGGGAAGGAUGACUUUAGAAGAAGGUAGAGACUUCUUACUUGAUCAUCUCAAAGGCAUUAAAGCUGAUGAUUCCUGUUUCAUCAAGCCUUACAUGAAUGACGAAACAGUCGUCAAGUACAUGAGCAAGAUUUUGACCGUGGAUUCUAACGUUAACGACUGGAAAAGGCUUGAAGAUUUUUUGACCGCAGUUUUUGGUGGUUCAGAUUCACAAAGAGAAUUUGUCAAACAGGACUUCAUCCAUAACUUGAGAGCAUUAUUUUAUCAGGAAAAGGAAAGAGCAGAUGAGGACGAAGGUAUUGAGAUUGUCAACACUGAUUUCUCCUUAGCUUAUGGUUCAAGAAUGCUUUUGAACAAAACAAAUCUACGUCUUUUAAAGGGCCAUCGUUACGGUUUGUGUGGUAGGAAUGGUGCUGGUAAAUCUACUUUAAUGAGAGCAAUCGCUAAUGGUCAGUUAGAUGGAUUUCCUGAUAAGAACACAUUACGUACCUGUUUCGUCGAACAUAAAUUGCAAGGUGAAGAAGGUGAUUUAGACUUGGUUUCUUUCAUUGCUCUGGAUGAAGAAUUGCAAUCUACUUCUCGUGAGGAAAUUGCCAAUGCUUUGGAAUCUGUCGGUUUUGAUGAAGAGAGAAGAGCUCAAACCGUUGGGUCUUUAUCUGGUGGUUGGAAAAUGAAGUUGGAGUUGGCAAGAGCCAUGCUACAAAGAGCCGAUAUUUUAUUGCUGGAUGAACCUACUAAUCAUUUAGAUGUCUCGAACGUUAAGUGGUUAGAAGAAUAUUUACUGGAACAUACUGAUAUUACAUCAUUGAUUGUUUCUCACGACUCUGGUUUCUUAGAUACAGUCUGUACUGAUAUCAUUCAUUAUGAAAACAAAAAAUUGGCUUAUUACAAGGGUAACUUAGCUGCAUUUGUUGAGCAGAAACCUGAAGCUAAGUCUUAUUAUACUUUGACCGAUUCUAAUGCUCAAAUGCGCUUCCCACCCCCAGGUAUAUUAACGGGUGUUAAGUCCAACACUAGAGCAGUCGCUAAAAUGACUGAUGUCACUUUCAGUUAUCCAGGUGCUCAAAAACCUUCCUUAAGUCAUGUCUCCUGUUCAUUGUCUCUGUCUUCUCGUGUGGCCUGUUUAGGUCCAAAUGGUGCUGGUAAAUCCACAUUAAUCAAGUUAUUAACCGGUGAAUUGGUUCCAAAUGAAGGUAAAGUGGAAAAACAUCCAAACUUACGUAUUGGUUAUAUUGCUCAACAUGCGUUGCAACACGUCAACGAACAUAAGGAAAAGACGGCUAAUCAAUACUUACAAUGGCGUUAUCAAUUUGGUGAUGACCGUGAAGUUUUAUUGAAAGAAUCUAGAAAAAUAUCCGAAGAUGAAAAGGAAAUGAUGACAAAGGAAAUUGACAUUGAUGAUGGUAGAGGUAAGAGAGCUAUUGAAGCUAUUGUCGGUAGACAAAAGUUGAAAAAAUCUUUUCAAUAUGAGGUCAAAUGGAAGUAUUGGAAACCAAAAUACAAUUCUUGGGUUCCAAAGGAUGUUUUGGUUGAACAUGGUUUUGAAAAAUUGGUCCAAAAAUUCGACGAUCAUGAAGCCUCCAGAGAGGGUUUGGGUUACCGUCAAUUGAUUCCUUCAGUUAUCACCAAACAUUUCGAAGACGUUGGUCUAGACUCUGAAAUUGCUAACCAUACUCCACUAGGUUCCUUGUCUGGUGGUCAAUUAGUCAAAGUCGUUAUUGCAGGUGCUAUGUGGAACAACCCUCAUUUACUUGUUUUAGAUGAACCUACCAAUUAUUUGGACAGAGACUCUCUUGGUGCUUUAGCCGUUGCUAUUCGUGACUGGAGUGGUGGUGUUGUUAUGAUUUCGCAUAAUAACGAAUUUGUUGGCGCUUUAUGCCCUGAACAAUGGAUUGUGGAGAACGGUAAAAUGGUUCAAAAGGGUACUGCACAAGUUGAUCAAUCCAAAUUCGAAGAUGGUGGCAAUGCUGAUGCCGUUGGCCUAAAGGCCUCUAACUUAGCCAAACCAUCUGUCGAUGACGAUGAUUCCCCAGCUAACAUCAAGGUUAAACAAAGAAAGAAGAGAUUGACAAGAAAUGAAAAGAAGUUGCAAGCUGAACGUCGUCGUCUACGUUACAUCGAAUGGUUGUCAUCGCCAAAAGGUACACCAAAACCAGUCGAUACUGACGAUGAAGAAGAUUGA
Messenger RNA from Saccharomyces paradoxus, 3570 nucleotides. RefSeq names its product New1p (gene NEW1). Bases 1 to 3570 code for a protein of 1189 amino acids. Gene Ontology annotation, molecular function: ATP binding; ATP hydrolysis activity. Lineage: Eukaryota; Fungi; Ascomycota; Saccharomycetes; Saccharomycetales; Saccharomycetaceae. The record is from RefSeq and is a predicted model, not a curated record. The transcript has a single exon.